GGCGGCCGCCGGCCGGGCCGGCUCCGCCGGGCGGCCUCUGCCGCAGACAUGGAGAAACUCAGGCUGCGCAGCCCCUGGGUGCCUUCGUGCCUCGGGCAGCCCCGCAUCCUGCAGGGCCGGCUGGCCAGGCCCUCGGCCUCGCUCUGGGACAGCGCGCUGCAGGAGCAGAAGGGCGAGCUGCGCAAGCGGCUGUCCUACACCACGCACAAGCUCGAAAAGCUCGAGACCGAGUUCGACUCCACGCGCCACUACCUGGAGAUCGAGCUGCGGCGCGCGCAGGAGGAGCUGGAGAAGGUCACGGAGAAGCUGCGCAGGAUCCAGAGCAAUUACCUGGCGCUGCAGCGAAUCAACCAGGAGCUGGAAGACAAGCUGUACCGCAUGGGCCAGCACUAUGAGGAAGAGAAGCGUGCGCUGAGCCACGAGAUCGUUGCCCUCAACAGCCACCUGCUGGAGGCCAAGGUGACCAUCGAUAAGCUGUCGGAGGACAAUGCGCUCUAUAGGAAGGACUGCAAUCUAGCGGCCCAGCUGCUACAGUGCAGCCAGACGUACGGCAGGGUCCACAAGGUGUCAGAGCUGCCCUCCGACUUCCAGGAGCGCGUGAGCCUGCACCUGGAGGAGCACGGCUGCGGCCUGCCCGCCCCGCUCUGCCACCCGGCCUACGCUGACAGCGUGCCCACCUGCGUCAUCGCCAAGGUGCUGGAGAAGCCCGACCCCGCCAGCCUGUCCUCCCGCCUGUCUGAUGCCUCGGCCCGCGACCUGGCCUUCCGCGACGGCGGGGAGAAGCCGGGCCCGCGGCCCCCCUACAAGGGGGACAUCUACUGCAGCGACACGGCCCUCUACUGCCCCGAGGAGCGGCGGCGCACCCGGCGGCCCAGCGUGGACGCGCCCGUGAGCGACGUGGGCUUCCUGCGGGCCCAGAACUCCACCGACAGCGCGGCCGAGGAGGAGGAGGAGGCCGAGGCGGCCGCCUUCCCCGCGGGCUUCCGGCACGAGGCCUUCCCGGGCUACGCGGGCUCGCUGCCCACAUCCAGCUCCUACUCCAGCUUCAGCGCCACGUCGGAGGAGAAGGAGCACGCCCAGGCCAGCACGCUGACCGCCUCGCAGCAGGCCAUCUACCUGAACAGCCGCGACGAGCUCUUCGACCGCAAGCCGCCGGCUGCCACCUACGAGGGCAGCCCGCGCUUCGCCAAGGCCGCAGCCGGCGUGGCGGCGCCCCUGGAGGCCGAGGUGGCCCCGGGGUUUGCGCGGACCAUGUCGCCGUACCCCGCCGAGUCCUUCCGCUUCCCGGCCUCCCCGGGCCCCCAGCAGGCCCUGAUGCCCCCAAACCUGUGGAGCCUGCGGGCCAAGCCGGGAACGGCCCGGCUCCCUGGGGAGGACGUGCGGGGCCAGUGGCGGCCGCUGAGCGUGGAGGACAUUGGCGCCUACUCCUACCCGGCCCCCGCCGCCGGCCGCGCCUCGCCCUGCAGCUUCUCCGAACGCUACUACGGAAGCGGCGGGGGCAGCCCGGGCAAGAAGGCCGAGGGCCGCGCCAGCCCCCUCUACGCCACCUACAAGGCCGACAGCUUCUCGGAGGGUGACGACCUCUCCCAGGGCCACCUGGCCGAGCCCCGCUUCCUCCGGGCAGGCGGCGGUGGUGGCGGCGGCGACCUGAGCCUGAGCCCCGGCCGCGGGGCCGACCCGCUGCCCGGCUACGCGCCCAGCCCGGGGGAUGCGGAGAGGCUCGGGGUGCAGCUGUGCGGAGCGGGCGGCAGCCCCGAGCCCGAGCGCAGCCCCCACAGCUCCAGGGACUCCUUGGAGCCCAGCUCCAUGGAGGCCUCCCCGGAGAUGCACCCCGCCGCCCGGCUCAGCCCCCAGCCGGCCUUCCCGCGGACUGGUGGCUCGGGGCUCAGCCGCAAAGACAGCCUCACGAAGGCCCAGCUCUACGGAACCUUGCUCAACUGAGCGCCUGCCCGCAGGCCGCGGCCGCGGGGGCCAUGCCCCCCACCCCGUCCCCGGGCCCCGAGGGCACAGCUCGCCUCUCCCCUAGACACCUGCCCUCCCCAGCCCCCGCCAACCCAACC
Hyaena hyaena (striped hyena) is the source of this 2060-nucleotide messenger RNA. RefSeq names its product brain enriched guanylate kinase associated (gene BEGAIN). The coding region runs from base 49 to 1941 and encodes 630 amino acids. The transcript has 8 exons. Gene Ontology annotation, cellular component: synapse. Lineage: Eukaryota; Metazoa; Chordata; Mammalia; Carnivora; Hyaenidae. The record is from RefSeq and is a predicted model, not a curated record.